This is a messenger RNA of Crotalus tigris (Tiger rattlesnake), 5747 nucleotides long. It is a transcript of the gene TCF3, whose product is annotated as transcription factor 3. The transcript is spliced from 16 exons. Gene Ontology annotation, cellular component: transcription regulator complex. The coding region runs from base 139 to 1773 and encodes 544 amino acids. The record is from RefSeq and is a predicted model, not a curated record. NCBI's taxonomy places the organism in Eukaryota, Metazoa, Chordata, Lepidosauria, Squamata, Viperidae. Gene Ontology annotation, biological process: regulation of transcription by RNA polymerase II. Gene Ontology annotation, molecular function: protein dimerization activity; RNA polymerase II cis-regulatory region sequence-specific DNA binding; DNA-binding transcription factor activity, RNA polymerase II-specific.
UAUGGCGAAGGUUCACACUACAGUGAACACAGGGACCUGCCAUCCCAUAACAGCAUAACUUCGUCGUCAUUCCUGGGGUCUGGAAUAGUAGGAAAAGGUACAGAAAGAAGCAACUACCCAUUUGGAAGAGAUGCAGGCAUGCCAGCUAUCAAUCAGCCUGGCUUUCUGCCUAGCGAAAUAGGGAUUUCGAGUCCCAGCACGCUCUCCCCAACGGGGGUGAAGGGAAGCUCUCAGUACUACCCAUACACCAACAACCCUCGCAGAAGAGUCGCAGACAGCAACAUAGAUGGACAACCGAAAAAAGUCCGAAAGGUGCCUCCAGGACUCCCGUCUUCAGUGUAUCCACCCAACUCAGGUGAUGAAUACAGCAGGGACUCAGCCAACUACACAACUUCCAAGCCUCCCAGCACCGUCUACCCUGGAGCCUUCUACAUGCCAGAUGGGCUUCACAAUUCGGCAGAUCUGUGGAGUUCCUCCAGCAGCAUGAGCCAGUCGAAUUAUGGGGCCAUCUUGGGCACUUCUUCCUCCCCGCUUCCCCAGUCUAGCAACUUCAGCAGUCUUCACCAGCAUGAACGCAUGAAUUAUCAGAUGCAUUCGGGCGAAGUCAACGGUGGUCUCCCGUCAGUCCCUGGAUUUUCUUCAGCCUCCACUCAGUAUGGAGUGUCCAGCCACACUCCCCCGAUUGGAGGGACAGAAAAUGUCCUGGGUAAUCGAGGAACCUCCGCUGGCAGUUCAGGGGAUGCACUUGGAAAAGCAUUAGCUUCAAUCUACUCUCCAGAUCAUUCUAGCAAUAAUUUCUCUUCGAACCCAUCCACUCCGGUGGGCUCCCCUCAGGGAAUAACAGGUUCUUCGCAGUGGCCCCGAACAAGUGGACAGGGUGCCUUAUCCCCAAGCUACGAAGGCACCCUCCAUACUUUGCAAAACAAAAUGGAAGACCACUUGGACGAAGCCAUCCAUGUGCUGAGGAGCCAUGCAGUGGGCCAGACCAACCACAGGGACAUCCACGACUUGUUGGCAUCCGCUUCUGCGCACAGCACUUCUGUGGGCAGCCUUAGCCAGUCUUUUUCCCCGGCCUCUGUCUUGCCAAUCGCUAGUCGGCAUACGAACUUGGUGGGGGGAGGUCACCCUGAAGACAGCCUCUCUAGCAAUCCUGGUCUUCUCCACAACCAUGUUGCUCUCCCUGCCCAGACCAGCUCGCUUCCUGACCUCAGUAGAGGACAGUCUUCAGAUGCCUUUAGCGGCUUAACUGGGGGCCUGGGAAGGGCCAGCGUCUCCUCUGGCACCAGCGAGAUCAAGCGGGAGGACAAGGAGGAUGACGAAAACACAUCCGUGGCUGACAAUUCAGAAGAGGAGAAAAAGGAACUGAAGCCAUCUCGAAACAGAACAAGGUGCUCACUGAACAGCAGUACGGAUGAGGCGCUAUCCCUGGAGGACAAAGAUCUGAGGGACCGGGAGAGGCGGAUGGCCAAUAAUGCAAGGGAGAGGGUGCGCGUACGGGACAUUAACGAGGCCUUUAAAGAGCUGGGACGCAUGUGCCAGAUGCACUUAAAAACAGACAAAGCACAGACCAAACUCAUCAUCCUUCAGCAAGCAGUACAAGUCAUUCUAGGCUUGGAACAGCAAGUACGAGAACGCAAUCUCAACCCUAAAGCAGCUUGCUUGAAACGUCGCGAAGAGGAGAAAGUGUCUGGCGUGGUGGGUGAUCCCCAGAUGGCACUUUCGGCAUCUCAUGCAGGAUUAGGAGAUGGGCACAACCCCGUGGGACAUAUGUAAAGGUGAUUUGUUUUUUUCCCUUGACCUGGAAGAAGAUAUCUGUAGGAAGAAGCAAGGACUGGGUCAUUUUCACACCCCUGCUGGGUGUCUACGCCAGAAACUGCAGUCUUGUUGAAAUACUGACAUGGCAAUGGAAAUUCAGUGUGCUCGAAGGAACUUUUAUUUCCCUCCACCAGAAAGGAAAAGCAACAAUGUUAUCCAAAAAAAAAACCACAAAACACAAAAAACCCAACAGCAAAGAUUGCCUUAAACUGUAUAUUCUGGAACUCUUAAUGCAUAUCCUUCAGUGGGAGGUGGGGGGAGACAUUUAAGUGGCUUGCGUUCACAAAAGGCCAGCAGAAGAAAUUGUGCCUAUACGUUUGUUUCUUUUUUUUUCUUUUCUUUUUUUAAAAAGAACAUUAGUUACAAUAAUUUUUUAAAUGUAGAACAAACAUAGUAAUGCCUUUUUUGUUUUUUAAAGCUUCUUUUGCAUCUCUGUUUUGUAAGCAACAAAAAAAAUGUAAAAAGAGAGAGAGAGAGAGAGAGAGAGAGAAAGAGAGAAAGAAAGACUUGAUGAUUCCCCAUGCCUUUUUCUGCUGCUGUUUCUAUAGUUAUUGUUGCAUAUUAUUUUUUAAAUAAGAUCAACCAGAAAUAUUAAAAGUUUGUAUUAAGAGACUGGAUGUUUUUUAAAAAAGAAAAAGAAAAACAAAAGAAGAGAUUGGUACAAGGGAGGAUUUGUGUUUUGGCUCUGAGACAGUUGCGUGCGUUUAGCGAGCGGGUUAAAAUCUUCUCUAAGGCUUGUAGCUUUCAUAAUUAAAAGAGAGAACGAGAGAGGGGAGAAAAUACUGAUUAUCACCUCAGUUCCUUUUUGUCGCUUGGAAUGUUGGAGGGUUGGAGGGGGAAUGAAUCCAUCAGCUGCUAGUCUUUGUGUCAUCGUGGCUUAUGUCUUUCACCCAAAGGAUGCAACCAGUUGGAAUUCUGGGAAGUUUUCUGUUUGGUCUGGCCCUCUCCCAUCUUCCCUGCCACUCAAAGCAUUUCCAAUCCCUCCUAACAAAAAUAGAGAAAGAAUGACUCACAGCAUUUCUGAACAUUGGUUGGAAAACAUGGCUUUGAGUUGGGUGGCAGCCUCUGUGUCAAGCGCAAAGGAUCAGGACCAUAUGUUAAGUCGCAAUUCAGAAGGAUUUCUUGCUCGAGCCUAUACACAAGAAUCUCGUUGACCAAAGUUCAAAUCUGAACCGGCGCCAGAUAAGGGGUCAACGGAAUUCAAGGGGGGCUGGACUUGGACCAUUUGUGGGAACGUAACGACUUUAAGCUGAUGAUGUAUUUAACUCUGCCCCCUCCAGCUCUGCCUGCACUUCUACAUUCUGGGAGUUUGCAGAAGUAGUCUUCAAAGGCACAUAGGAGAUGGAAAACCAUUUGCCUUUUUUUAAGCACUGGUGCAAAUUGACAUGGAACAAAAGGAAGCAAAAGAUCCUAACAGGUUACAGUCAGAACAAAGAUCUCAUGGGAGAAAAGGAACAAGAAAGCCUUACCCAGUGAAAAAUAAAUAAAUGGAGAUAUAAAUAUAUAUCUAUUUAUCUAUAUAUAGAUAUAUAUAGAUAUAUAUGUAUGUAUAUCGCCAGAGAGAGAGAGUGGUAUGCAGAAUCCAAGUUGCUGUUGUGAAAAAAAAUACACACACCAAAGAAGACGCAUCAAUGAACUCUCCUACCCAGCUUGGCAAUGCUUCACGUCUCAGAACAUGCUGCUGCCAUCGCCCGUUGCAUUUCUGCAGAAAAUGCUGGUGGGGUGGCUCCAACUUUUCCCCUGAUCCCCGUGUGCUCUCAUGUGAGAUCUUCCCCGUUCUUCAUGGACAGAGAAGGAGAAUAUUGAUGUCUCCCCGAUGCCAGGGAAAUCCCCUGUAAGAUUGCUUCACCCCUGGGGAGGAAGAAAGGUAUCCUGUAUGCAGUAUUUCUCAACCUCAACAACUCAAAGAUAAGUAGACUUCAGCUCCCAGAAUUCCCCAGCCAGCGUUGCCGGCUGGGGGAUUCUGGGAGUUGAAGUCCACCUAUGUUCGAGUUGCUGAGGUUGACAAACAGUGAUCUAAUGCCACUGAGAGAGGUUAUUAUAAAGGGCUCCAUGGGGAUUGACUUUUCUGCAAAAUGUCUGCCUUGACCUCUCUGUAAAAAGGGAGAAAAGACCAGACACUGUACCUUUUGAUGACAAAGGAAAUGCCAGCCAAGUCAAAUUGGCAUGAUCUCUUCCAUUUUGUCCUCUGCUUUGACUGAAUUGCAGAAUUCUUGUUUUCUGAUCACAGGAGUGACUUCUGCACAAAAGUGGAAAUAGGAGGAAAGUUCUGAAGAACAUAGGAGAAGAAAUGUUGCAAAGGUCCUCCGGAGAGCCCUGACCUUCCCUCUCUUCCUUCUCUCUGUUCCAUGGGCAAAGUUGGAAACCAGGAUUGGGUUGUCGCUGGGUUCAAAUGGCUUUGCACGGACUGAGGGAGCAGAAUGGCACUUGCAAUCCAAACCACAUUUUCUUAUCACCACCAUGGUGAUAUGGGUUCUGCAAAGCAGAAAGGCUGGCCAGGUCCUUCUAGUGCCAGAUCUCCCCAAAUCUCUUUCUAGUCCACCAGCAUGAAACGAGCUUCUCCUUUAAUUAUGUUUUCGUUUUGUUUUGAUUGCUUAAAGGUAUUUCUGUUGAAAGGGGAGCAUCUUUCCAAGGUAUGUCUACACUACAAGCGCUAAGCUAGUUUCAGAUCACUAUCUGGAGAAAGUGUUGCUCCACUGUAGAACUUUUAAGACAGGUGGACAGCUGGCUGAGGAAUUCUGGGAGUUGGAAGUCCACCCAUCUUAUAAGUUGCCAAGGUUGAGAAACCCUGAGGAAUCCUGCAGGCUGAUAACAAUGUUAAGAGCUCUUGGUUCAUGAAUGUCUGCAUUCUCAGUGGGACCCUCUUAAAACUACGUUUUGCAGAUCUCCUGUAUUUAGGAACUGCCGUAGCCAGAAACGGGUUUGAAACCAGUUUUAGGUUUGUAAUAUAGAUGUGUCCCAAAGUCUCUUGGGAUAUUUAUUUUGGGGGGGGGGGUUGUUUAGGAGACAAAAAGGGACGAGCAGAAAAAAAAUUCAAGUUGUCAUGGGAAAAAUGUAACAUGUUUUGUUAUCAAAAAUAAGGGUUCAAGAAUGCAGAGAACAAAAUGUAACUUGAUUCCCAUUAAGAUAUAUUUUUUUAGAAGGGGUGGGGAAGGCUGUGUAUCUUUCAGUCCUUGUAGAGUGUUUUAAGGGUUCUUUUGUUAUUAUGGGUUUUUUUAUAUUAAAAAAAUGAUUUGUUUUGCUUUGGGAGGGCUGCCUCAAGCCAGACACAGUUUAAUCAUGGCAAUGUCUUAUGGAAAUGAAUGGACUAACUUAAGUCUUUCGGUGGACUUAAGUUUUAUCUAACUGUAUAUGGGUUGGAGUCUUGGUGUUUGCUGCCUAUGUGUAAAAAUCCAGCUGUACUUAACUGGCUGAGAUCCUUGUUAUUAAAUCAGAUACACAUUAUAGUUUUUAAAGAUAUAUAUAUAUAUAGUAUAAAUAAAUAAAAUAUAUAUAUAUAUGCCUAACACCAAUAAAAAAGGGAAAAAGAAAGAAAAGUAUUGGGGGGAGGGAAAGGGGCAAGAUAGUUUAAAAAUAAUUUUUUGGGACUGAUUCAGAAUUACUGGGAUGGGGAGCACGGGGGUUAAAGUUGUGUUUCUGAGUGCCUCAAGAUAUGGAUUGUGUUCAUUUUUAAAAAAAAUAUAUAUAUAAUAAUUUUAUACAAGUGUCAAGAAAAAAAACAGCUGGCUGGAUUAUUUGGAAUUUUUAAAUAAUCCUUAACUUUUUUAAAAGUAGAAUUUUGAGAACUGUCCUGUAUAUAACAGUAAUGUAGCAAUAAAUGUGACAUUUUAUAACAAUAUUACCUUUUACCCUUUCCCCAGAUCUGUCUUUCAGAUGUUGUAUACCUAUCAAUGAAAAAAAAGUUGUAAUAAAGGUUUUACCUUGUACUAAAA